AUGUCUGUCUGUCUGGGCUUUUCCACCGUUCUUUUUCUUUCUUUCUUUCUUUCUUUUUUUCUAUUAUUAGAAGAUUCUUUUUAUUUUUCUAAUUCUUUUUAUAUGAAAAUUGCUUCUUUCUCGGCGUUUCCUGAUCUCUCUGCCAAUAUCUCCAGCCCACCUCCUCACUUCCACUACUUUUUUCCUUUCCUCUGGUUACUUACUCCUUUUCUACAUUUUUUAUUUCCUGUCUUUCUUUUUAGAGUUGUUUUUUUCUUUACUUUUUAUUUUUCCUUCUUUCUUUCUUUCUUUCUUUCUUUCUUUCUUUCUUUCUUUCUUUCUAUUUUCUUUUUUUUUCUUUUGUUUUGCUUUUUUUUUGUUUCACAUUUAUAUUUUUACGCUUCUUUUACCUUCCUUUCCCGCUUUUCUUUUUUCUUUCUUUCACUUUUCCUCUUGUGCAUAUUAAUUUCAUCCUUUUCUUCUGCUCUAUAUAUUCUUUACACAUUUCAUCUUAUUUUUUUCUUCUUUCCCUUCUAA
Acanthosepion pharaonis is the source of this 516-nucleotide messenger RNA. The record is from the annotation of a GenBank genome assembly. NCBI's taxonomy places the organism in Eukaryota, Metazoa, Mollusca, Cephalopoda, Sepiida, Sepiidae.